AUGCCCGAGAUCAAACGCAGCCUCAGUCGCCUAUCGAUGCUGGUAUUUCGUGCCACUCAUUCCAGCGAACAAAGUUGGCGUGAUGAAUUACUAAGGUAUCGUCAGACACGUUUUAGUUCUCGACGCAUACGAAAACGCGUGAUAUUCAAACAUGGUGACUGUAAUGUGGUACAAGGUAAUGUUGCCAAACGGAGACGAAGAUAUUUGCAGGACAUCUUCACCACCCUUGUCGAUGCACAAUGGCGAUGGACGCUACUUGUCUUCGCCUGUAGCUUUCUCAUAUCAUGGGCCUUUUUCGGUCUCAUCUGGUGGACAAUAGCCUAUGCCCAUGGCGAUUUAGAAUGGAUUGAUAUGCGUGAUAAUCGUCCCGAACUCAUACAAAAUAUGACACACACUAUGUGUGUGACCGAAGUGCGUUCGUUCAUAUCAGCAUUUUUGUAUUCAAUUGAAACCCAGCAUACAAUCGGUUAUGGUAACCGGUUCGUAACCGAAGAAUGCCCGGAGGCGAUAUUUACCAUAUGCCUCCAGUGUAUAACGGGUGUAUUUAUCCAAGCAUUUAUGGUGGGCAUUGUUUUUGCCAAGUUGUCGCGACCAAAGAAGAGAGCCCAGACGCUGUUGUUCUCUCGCAAUGCUGUGAUAUGUCAUCGUGAUGGUGUGCCGUGUUUAAUGUUUCGUGUGGGUGAUAUGCGCAAAUCGCACAUUAUUGAGGCACACGUAAGGGCGCAGCUCAUCAGAAAGAAGGUAACAAAAGAAGGUGAAGUCCUGCCAUUCUAUCAGCAAGAAUUAAAAGUGGGCGCCGAUGGCGGUGAGGAUCGUCUAAUGUUUAUUUGGCCCACAACAAUUGUUCAUAAAAUCGAUAGACAUAGUCCAUUGUAUAUGUUAUCGGCAUCCGAUAUGUUAAAAGAGCGCUUCGAGGUGGUUUGUAUGUUGGAGGGCGUCAUUGAAUCAACUGGUAUGACAACACAAGCUCGCAGCAGUUAUUUACCCUCCGAAAUUCUAUGGGGUCAUCGUUUUGUCAAUGUUGUAUCAUUCCGCAAAGAAACCGGUGAAUAUGAAGUCGAUUAUACGCUCUUCAAUAAUACCUAUGAUGUGGAUACACCGCUGUGCUCGUCCAAAGAGUUAGAUGACCUCAAAGAGGAAUAUAGUAAAAAUCACAAAGCCGGUUUGGAUCGCGCCUUAUCUGCCGGCCUGCUGAAACACAUUUCUUCCGUUGCCUCCGUGGAUCACAUGGAUCCAGCCAGUGAUGAGUCAUUGGACUCUGGCCGCUUACAUACACGCUCAAAUUCCAUACCAAAUGGUGCAUUGGCCGCCGAAUUGGAACCACUAAAUAAUAAUACGCCCUCAUUUACUGUGGGCGGUUCAUCGAUUCUGCCAUCGAUAACCACAAAUUUCCAAAGUAUUAAUGAAAAAAUCAAUUCCACAAAUGGUUCGAGCAACAACAACAACAUAAAUCACAGUAGCAGCAAUACCAGCCUAAAAGCAAAAUCAUCGCGACGUCUUUCCAUAAAACAAGACCAGCUUCCCGUAGAUUCAUUAUGCUGAUAUUUAAGAACUUUUCUAAAUAAU
Molecule: messenger RNA, 1566 nt
Organism: Musca vetustissima
Lineage: Eukaryota; Metazoa; Arthropoda; Insecta; Diptera; Muscidae
Product: G protein-activated inward rectifier potassium channel 3-like
Exons: 6
Coding region: 1-1542 (513 amino acids)
Biological process (GO): regulation of monoatomic ion transmembrane transport; potassium ion import across plasma membrane
Cellular component (GO): plasma membrane
Molecular function (GO): inward rectifier potassium channel activity
Source: RefSeq, a predicted model, not a curated record